Molecule: messenger RNA, 1320 nt
Organism: Budorcas taxicolor (takin)
Lineage: Eukaryota; Metazoa; Chordata; Mammalia; Artiodactyla; Bovidae
Gene: XRCC4
Product: X-ray repair cross complementing 4
Exons: 7
Coding region: 1-999 (332 amino acids)
Biological process (GO): immunoglobulin V(D)J recombination; response to X-ray; double-strand break repair via nonhomologous end joining
Cellular component (GO): nucleus; DNA-dependent protein kinase-DNA ligase 4 complex; DNA ligase IV complex
Molecular function (GO): DNA binding
Source: RefSeq, a predicted model, not a curated record
AUGGAAAGAAAAGUAAGCAGAAUCUAUCUUGCUUCUGAACCUGAUAUAAUUCAUUUUCUACAAGUUGCUUGGGAGAAAACACUAGGAUCUGGUUUUGUUAUUACACUUACUGAUGGGCAGUCAGCAUGGACUGGGACAGUUUGUGAAUCAGACAUUUCCCAAGAAGCUGAUGACAUGGCAAUGGAAAAAGAGAAAUAUGUUGAUGAACUGAGAAAAGCAUUGGUGUCAGGAGCAGGACCAACUGACACAUACAAGUUUAAUUUUUCUAAAGAAUCUCAUCACUUCUCCUUUGAGAAAAACUUGAAAGAUGUUUCAUUCAGGCUUGGUUCCUUCAACCUAGAGAAAAUUGCAAGCCCAGCUGAGGUCAUUAGAGAACUUAUUUGUCACUGCCUGGACACCAUUGCAGAAAGCCAAGCCAAAAAUGAGCACCUGCAGAAAGAAAAUGAAAGGCUUCUGAGAGAUUGGAAUGAUGUUCAAGGACGGUUUGAAAAAUGUGUGAGUGCUAAGGAAGCUGUAGAGACUGAUCUUUAUAAACGGUUCAUUCUGGUGCUGAAUGAGAAGAAAGCAAAGAUCAGAAGCUUACAUAAAUUGUUAAAUGAAGUUCAAGAACUGGAAAAGAACAUCGAACAUAAGAUGGAAACUCCAACAUGUUCUGAAAUGACUACUGACAGAGAUGCAGUCUAUGAUGAAAGUACUGAUGAGGACAGUGAAAUUCCAUCUAAUCCUGUGUUAACUCCAGCUACUGUAAGAAGAGAUGAUUCCAUUAUUUCAAGUCCUGAUAUCCCUGAUAUUGCACCAAGUAGAAAGAGGAGGCAGCGAAUGCAAAAAAAUCUGGGGACAGAACCUAAAAUGGCCUCUCAGGAGCAACAGCUUCAAGAAAAGGAAAAGCUUGAUCCUCCACUACCUGAGAUGCCGAAAAAGGAUCAUGGCUCAGCUGAAAACAUGUCCUUAGAAACUCUAAGAAAUAGUAGUCCAGGAGACCUCUUUGAUGAGAUUUAAUUGUCUCAAAAAGUACUUUGAUAUUCACAAGACUAUGUUUUCUAUCCCAUUCUUUAAACUGCAAAAACAAAAUUUCAACUCAGCAGCGGCCCUUAGGGCACCUUACGAUUUAAUUACAUACACAGUGAGCUGAAACCAUCGUGCAAAAUGGAUUACACAUGUAUAUGAAAAUAUGAUUUGAUGACAGUGGUACAUUAUUCUAAUAUGUUUAUUCAGCAUGCCUGUAAUUACAUAAAAUCUCAGACCUUUUUAUUGCAAAGGUCACAUGUACCUUAUUCAUUUCAUACAUAUUAUAUGUAAUAGCUGUCUAUCCUGUCUAGG